AUGCAAUCGAUCGAUCUUACUCUGGGCUCAGGUAAGCUCAGUUCGGACUCGGUAAUAGGCCUCAACGAGGCCAUCAAGUACAUUUUCAAGUCGAAAAAGGCCACCAUCAUCACGGGCGCGGGGAUUUCAUGUAAUGCAGGCAUACCAGACUUCCGCUCCGACGACGGCUUGUACAAUAUGGUGAAGCACAAAUACCCCAAGUCGAUUGUGCGGGGCCAGGACUUGUUUGACAUCAAUUUGUUCCGCGAUGACGUCUCGUUGAGCAUUUUCUGCACGUUUAUGGAGUCGUUGUACAAGAGCAGUUUGCGCGCUCGGCCAACGGAGACGCACAAGUUCAUCAAGCACUUGAAAGACAAGGGCAAGUUGUUGCGAUGCUAUACCCAGAAUAUCGACUCGUUGGAGCAGAAUUUGGACUUGAACUUGGGGAUCGAUUCCAAUGAGUUUGACGAAGGAAGAUUUAGAGAUAAUUGGUCGAAACUCGACGUGGUUCAACUCCAUGGCAAUUUGCACAAGCUAUCCUGCACGAGCUGCUUCAGCCAGUUUGAAUGGAACGAGGAAUUCCAAAGACUAUUGAAUGAGGGCAAGAGUCCCGAGUGCUCAAGGUGCUACGACAAGUACCAGGAGAGGCUAUACCUGGGAAAGCGGUUAACGGGACAGAUUGGUAUAUUGAGACCCGAUAUUGUCUUGUACGGCGAGAACCACCCGCAGUCGGAAAUCAUUGGGCAAGGCUUGAACUCGGACUUGAAAUCGAAGCCUGAUUUGUUGCUCAUUAUGGGCACGAGUUUAAAAGUCGAUGGAGUCAAAAAAUUGGUGAGAAGCUUGAGCAAUGAAGUGCAUAAAAAGGGAGGCAAGGUUGUGUUUGUCAACAAGACCAAGUUGAGCAAGAGCUGGGAAAAAUGGGUCGAUUAUGAGGUUCUUUGCGAUUGCGACGAGUUUGUGAGGAUAAUGAAGAAACAAGUACCGGACUUGUUCUUAACUCAGGAACAGAUUGAUUCAAAGAAGUUGAAAAACAAGGCCGAGCAAGUAUUGGUUGAUCAAGAGGCGUUUGCAGCACCAGUGGCCAAUUUCCAAAUCAAACGGGAAAAAGGAGUUGCAAUUAAGCAAGAGCUGUUUGAUAAUUUCGACAUUUCUAGUCGAGAGUUUCCAGAUGUCAAGGUUAAACUCGAACCGGGAUCAGAGGAGGAGCCCCUGAGGAAAAACGAAAUCAAAAUCAAAACUGAAAUCAAAACUAAAGUCAAAACUGAAAUACCCACACCGCCAGUAACUCCAACCAAGAAACGGAAAAGUUCUUCUAGUGCAACUGCUCCAUCAAAAAGGUCAUUGAAAAGGCGAUCAGCCAAUGACUCAAAUCAAGAAGACGUGGAAAACAGAACGAAACGACUCAAAAGUUCACUUUUACCUACCCCGGCAACUUCAUUCUGCGAUGACGAGUCAGCUCCUUUGAAGUCGUAUCUGCUGCUGCAAUUGAACCGCAUUAUAAUUAUUGACUAA
Lodderomyces beijingensis is the source of this 1491-nucleotide messenger RNA. NCBI's taxonomy places the organism in Eukaryota, Fungi, Ascomycota, Pichiomycetes, Serinales, Debaryomycetaceae. The record is from the annotation of a GenBank genome assembly.